UAUUAUAGAGAUUCACGCGUAGCCAAGCCGCUGUCGCACGCGAGAGAAUAUGACAUGACUGUUAUUGACAUUUUUAAAGCGCUCGCGCUGCACAUGCGCCUUAAUAUAAGGCACCUGGAGGGGCUCGCGCUGAUUAGACCCCCAGUAAAGAGGCGUUCAAGAGCGGCUGAGGACAGCUGUGAAUGAAUAACAAAGUGUACCAAAACUGACCUACACGCUCACUCAUACUUAGCCCAAAUGCGGUCUUCGAGUGCGGGAUAUGACUUACAGCCUAUGUUUAGACGGAACUAUCUGACAUUACCCGAACGAGAAACUCGUAACGAGAAUGAUAUUGUGAAAGCUCUUGAAGUGCAAACGCCGAGUCGCCUGUAGCUCGCGAUGCGCCUCAGGUAACUGCAUGUCGCGCUUUAGCCAAGCACAGUGUGUUGGAUUUACAUGGUCCAGGUUUGACACAUUUGCUCUGCUCAACCGAGUAUCGGCGCUAAGCCCCGUGAUUUCACCUCGUCCUUGAGAGACCAGCGCAGAUCAACCCAAAUAAAACAUCCCGACCCUGUUCACCUCUCCCGGAGACACGUGGACGAAGCCGUACACAGCAUUAGGGACCGAAGAGCCGCAGCCUCUAUAGAGGGACUCAGACAGGGUGGGAGGAGAUCCCAGCAGGGUUCAGCUGCUCACCAAUGGGUUUGUGGUCUGAAGACGAGCAGCACUCAUCUCUUUCACCACCUUUGUAGAAGCAGACACAAGGACAAAACUCUUUCACCACAAGGAGCCUCAACUUACCGACUGUUGCAGAGUGAUCCUGCCACACAUUCACACUCUCUACAGGAGGAAUGAAGACAGGUGAAGCUGAAGACAGGAUGUCUUCCAAGCGACCAGCCUCUCCAUAUGGGGGAACAGAUGGAGAGGUAGUCAUGGCGACGAGCAGACAGCGAUUGGAGGAUGAAGAGGUUGACGGACAUGCUGUCAUUCACUUGCCCCUGAGUACGUACUGCAGCAAAGUGUCCCCGCGAUCUCCACGACUGCUCGACAGCCCCCCAACACUACACGCAAACAUGGAUCAGGAAGGCAGUAAAGGCCUGGCCCUAAGCCCCUACCCCCAGCACAACUCGUCUACCUCACCCAGUAAACAGCAGCAGCAGGAGGAGGGGUCCAUGCGGCCAGGGAGCGAGCCCAGCUCCGCUUCAGCUCUGGGCACCCCGGAGAGACGCAAAGGCAGCCUGGCCGACGUGGUCGACACGCUCAAACAGCGCAAGAUGGAGGAACUCAUCAAGAACGAGCCAGAGGAGGCCCCCAGUAUUGAAAGGCUGUUGUCUAAGGACUGGAAGGACAAGCUAUUGGCCAUGGGUUCUGGCAACUUUGGAGAGAUCAAAGGCACCCAGGACAGCCUGGUGGAGAAAGAGCGCCAGCUGAUGGGGAUGAUCACGCAACUCAGCAGUCUCAGAGAGCAGCUACUGGCCGCCCAUGAGGAGCAGAAAAAACUGGCCGCUUCGCAGAUCGAAAAACAGCGCCAACAAAUGGAGUUAGCGAAACAGCAACAGGACCAGAUUGCACGACAACAGCAGCAACUUCUGCAGCAACAACACAAAAUCAACCUCCUGCAGCAACAGAUCCAGCAGGUCCAGGGUCAGUUGCCUCCACUGAUGAUACCUGUGUUCCCUCCAGAUCAGAGAACUCUGGCGGCCGCUGCAGCACAACAAGGAUUUCUACUUCCUCCAGGGUUCAACUACAAACCUGGCUGCAGUGACCCUUACUCUUUACAGCUAAUCCCUGCGGCGACGCCUGGCCUCGGCCCUCUUCAACUGCAGCAGUUGUAUGCAGCUCAGCUAGCUGCCAUGCAGGUGUCUCCGGGGGCCAAACACAGCACAGUGCCUCAGGCCAACCUGGCAACCGGAACACUCUCGCCCACCAGCGGCCAGAGCGAGAAAAACAGAAGCACCCCGCCACCAAAGCCCAAGGACGAGGGCGCUCAGCCCUUGAAUCUGUCGUCCAAGCCUAAGGCAUCCGAGAGCAAGUCACCCACCUCCCCCACUUCCCCACAGGUCCCUGCCCUGAAGCUGGGCCCCGGGUCCCUGAAGCACAGCGCCCCCUCCAGCAUUGGAGGACCGCCGUCCAGACUCAGCUCCAUAGACCUGCUGUCAUCCAUCACUUCCGGCGGCUACCUGAACGACCAUGAGGCCGUGACCAAAGCUUUCCAGGAGGCUCGACAGAUGAAGGAGCAGCUAAAGAGAGAACAGCAGGUUUUGGACGCCAAAGUAGCGGCAGUCAACAGCCUGAGCCUCAACAACGGUCGAUCAGAAAAGGAUAAAGCCGCUCUUGAAAGCCUGAGCCAACAGUUAAAACAGUCUGAAGAGAGCAAGUUUACUCACGCAAUGAUGGACUUUGGUAUCAGUGGCGAUUCAGAUGGAAGCCCGAGUGUGUCAGACUCCCGGAUCUUUCGAGAUUCUCGAGGGCGUGGCAGCAGCGAACCACACAUCAAGCGGCCCAUGAACGCCUUUAUGGUCUGGGCUAAAGACGAGAGGAGGAAGAUCCUUCAGGCCUUCCCUGACAUGCAUAACUCAAACAUCAGCAAGAUCCUCGGUUCUCGUUGGAAGUCCAUGACAAACCUGGAAAAGCAGCCAUACUAUGAAGAACAGGCCCGUCUUAGUAAGCAACACCUAGAGAAAUAUCCAGACUACAAAUACAAACCACGGCCCAAACGCACAUGCCUAGUGGACGGAAAGAAAUUGCGCAUUGGUGAAUAUAAGGCCAUCAUGCGCAACCGCAGACAGGAAAUACGCCAGUACUUCACCGUAGGGCAGCAGGCCCAGUUGCCCUUGUCCUCAGCAGGCGUUGUGUACUCAGGCGCGCUCUCUAUGGCAGGAAUGCCCUCUCCACAGAUGCCCUCUGAGCACUCGAGCAUGUCUAGUAGCCCCGAACCAGUCCCACCCAUCAGCCAUGCCUCUUACCUCACACACAAGGGGGAGGAGCCUCGUGUGAAGGAGGAGCUCCGAAUGAAUGACGGCAAUGGUGACGCCUACGAUGACUUCGACUACGAAGACGACGAUGGGGACUAUGGCAGUGACAGCGAGAAUCACAUUACUCAGUAAACCUGCCAAUCACAGCCAUCUCACCAGUCACCUGGCAUCUCACGCAAGCAAACUUCAUACUGCCCCCAUACACCGUCCAGUCAGGACUCUUCCAGAGCCAAGCCCAAUAUCCACAGCAAAGCACAGGACCUGUCAAUCAAAAUGACUGUUACAUCAAAAGGAGAGUCUUGUAAAGGAAGUGUAACACUUGCCUUGACUCCCGCUGAUUGAACGUACCACGGCAAGUUCACAUUGAAUCAUGAGUAAGCUACGACGACAUAGGAAAAAUGACCCUUAACUGGUUUGUUAUUGAGACAUUUAUUACUAAGGACCUGUCAGUCGACCCGUCAUAGACACUUUAAAACGGUGGACCUGUUUGUUUCUAAAGAGACACUUUUAAACAGGUUUUUUCUUGGUUCUAUAAUAUUCUCACUCAGGUACACAGUGCCAACAAGUGGCUUGUGAAUGUGAUUUUGUUGUUUUUGUGCUACAGUUUUAAGACGUUUAUUUUCCUCUUCACCCUAAAGCACGUGACAGGAGUAAAACGAAAAACAUUUCUUAUUUUUUUUCUCCUCAGUGUGCUAUUAGCUGUAUCUCUAUAUCAUCUUCACGCUCAUGUCCUCUCACUCAAAGAUGUCUUUUCUGUUGGACGAAUGGAUGGAAGGGAAGAUUCGCGUCCCUUCACUCAGGAGUUCGGACAACGCUGGAUGACAGACAAUCCCUCCUUUCUCACAUCUUUUCCUCUUGACACGCUUUUACUGUUCCUUUCUCCUCCUCUUCUGUGGGAGCUUUGGAUGUUGACGUCUCUCUCAGGUGUGGAGACCAACUUUACGAGAUAGCACAAACUUUGUGUUUGGUGAACAGCUGACAUGGCGAUGGUUAUCGUGGAGAGUGAAGCCUCGAGCAGAAUUAUUGUACGAGUGCACAUUUCUUUAUGUUUGAGUGUGUGGAUGAAUGCGCCUUUUGAUAGGCUUUAAGUUAAUUUUUAUUACAUGUAGACGGUUGAUGUGCUGGUCAUGUGAACAUUUACGAAAGAAAAAACAUUAAUAUUCAAUACGUACGAUUCAUGCUAGCAGCCAGAUCCGUGCAGAAGCAAGCCAAACAUUUUUAAUAACAACACUGCAUUUAUCAUCCCUUUUUAUGCAUAUUUUUCAUCCGAUCAUUUGUUUGUUUGUCUUUUUCUGAAUUUUUCCUUUUUUAUCCUUGAGUUUUUUCCCGUCAUUCUCAUUGUCUCCCUGAACAACCUGUUUUUGUCAUCGCUGGGUGCAGGGAACAUUGUGGAGACACGGAGAGAAUAGCUCUCUAAAGAAGAGUCUGUGCUUGAAUGGUGUAUUGAAGGAGGAGAAAAGUUCCCACAAGCCCCAGUGCUCAGCACUCUGUUUUCAAAGGACAGCUUUGAGAGAAACCAGGAAUCUCCGUACAAGACAAGCACGAGUGUGCGUUUCAAUCAGUGCCCCUAUAUAUAUAUAUCUCACAUCUCUACUCCUCCACAGGGGUUUGUGUUCUGUCUCUUGCUGUCUUUAUUUCCCACACUUUUUUCCAUCUAUCACUGGGUUUAUCAGCGCAGAGGAGUCUCUGAGCCAUGCCAUCAGUCAUUCGCUCUCUGUGUGGCUCUGACUGACCCACUCCAUCUUACUGCACCUGUCUGGCUGCUGUUGGCAUGGCGACGGUGUUUGAUUGACAGCUGCCCUAACUGUAACUACUCUGCCAGCCUCUCUCUGGGCCUGGUGUGGGCAUAAGCGGGGCAGCUGGAUGAGAGAGACACACAAGCUGUUAGGUGAACAGCAGCCAGUCUCCAGUCAUUAAUAUGUGUUUUUUCCCCUUUACAUCUACCCAAAGGCCGUCCACUCACAACACAUAUCAAAUUCUAUAUUCAGAAUGCAAACAUAUAACUAAAAGCAUAUUUGAAUUUUCUGGCCUACUUGAGAUUUUUUCUGAUGAUAAAUGUUAAAGGUACUCUGACGCCUGUAGCGCUAGCAAAGUGAUGACCAAACGCGUUUUGCGUGUUCGUCUUUGUCUAGUUUAUUUGGUUCGAUGAGGUCCUGUCCCGUCUUAUGUUUGUAUUUGUGUUUUGCCUCCAUGUCAACGUCACUCUGCUGUUGAGGUUGGGAGGAGCCGUUUCAGACUCUGCAUGUUAAUGUUUUAGUUUGUAUUUGCAAAUACUGUAUUUUUUUUUCAUUAAAACUGCCUCUAGUGUAAUAAUAUUAUUAACAAUAAUUAUAAGAAUAGGCAGCACUUCCUAAGUUUAGUAAGUUAUGUACAGUAUAAUUUAUUAUUUUCCUCCAGUUGGAUUUUUUUUUUUAAUGAUCAUAUGGAAACUGCGCUUGAUAAAGCAUUAUAUUUAGCUGGUUAGGUAUUUAGAUCUAAUUAUUAUGUUCAAUAUUCUUUUUUUAUUAUUAUUAUUAUUUCCUGUUUUUUUUUUUAAUUAAUCCUGUUCUGACGCUGGUAUAUAAAGUGGUCAUGGUGAACUGCUGAUAUGAAGGAAAAGAGACAUUUCUCUUUUUUUAUUUUCUUUUUCUCCUCUGUGCAUCUUUCAUGAACUCCAAACACAUUUCUUAAAGCACUAGGACUCUGGACAUUCGGAGACAAAAAUAAGAAGAACAUGAUAUUUUUAUUUGUAAUGGUUUAUGUAUAAUGUGAAGUUUCCUAUCUGUUAAUUCUCCUUUUCUUUUACUGAAUAUAAAGAAAACAGCUAUAUUAUACCCCAACUGUUACUGAACAGAAAGAGCGUGGAUCUUGUUUACUGAUAUUUGUCAUCCUCUCUCUUACGUUUCAUUGGAACAUCACUGGUUUAGACGAAUGCAUUGGUUUGACUAUUGUGUCAAAUUAAAGUACAGUUAUAGUGCACAACACCUAAACCUUAAGAGGAUAGUUCACCCCAAAAAUGAAACUGACAAAACCUAUAUGACUUACUUUCUUCUGUAGAACACAAAUGAAGACAUUUCACAGAUGGUCCAAGCUGCUCUGUUUACAAAAAUAAGAGUGGAUGGGGACCAGGGCUUCUGAAAAUGAAAAUAAAAAUGCAUCAUAAAAGAGAUUCAUUCAGCUGUGCUAUAUUCCUAAGUCCUCUGAAGCCAUAUAAUAGCUUUGUGAGGGAAACAGACUAAAAUGUAGGUCGUUAUUCACUGAAAAUCAUGCUUGAGCACUAUGGUCACCAUUCGCUUUCAUUAUGUGCAAAAGAGCAGCGUGGAUAUUCUGCAAAACGUCUUCUGUGCUUCACAGAAGAAAAAAGUGAAACGGGUUUUGAAAGCUAGCGGCUGGUAAACAAUUCCUUUUAAUCAGAAGACAUGAACUUUCUGAAAUGAUGAAACUGUCUGACUCCAGUGAAGCUCCACUGAAUGGCCAUAUUAGAUGUUUUUGUCUCCAGGAUUGUUUUAGCUCCACACACUGUUUCCCUCUCAAUCAAGCUCACAGUAGUGACAUCACAAUCACAGAAUAGCCACCAUCUGAUGUGACCAUGCUUUCACAUGUAGUAAUACCCACAAUCAUAUAAUUUGAUAGGGACACGUAUGCUGGAGGAAGGACUGGCUCAUUUAACAUACAAGGUCACGUUCUGUCAACUUAUUAUCUUUCGGCAUGGUAACCUCAUGGUCUUUAGAACACAUACUCUGAUGAUGAUGAUGGCCUAUAUUAUGAACAAUAAAUGAUAAGACAAUCAAAGUCAUGUGUGGAGCUCAAAACAAUGUUAAAUGACAUCAAACAAAAAAGUACUUAGAAACUUAUCUUACCAUCUCAACUUGAAAAUCAAGAAAGAUAAUUAUGUAAAUAUAGCAUAGAGUUAUAGAUUUAUAUUUUGUUCAUAACACAGUGUAAUAUAAGUUGUAUAUUUCUUUCUCUCUUUUAUUGAUGUUAUUCAUGCCACAAUAAAAGCAAGAGUUACUGUACUCUUAUGGAAAAAAAAAAGAAGAAAAAAAAAAGCAAGCUGUGGGUUACCACCAUCUGUUCUAAGUUGACGUUUUUCAGUAUUACUGCCAGUCAAGGCUCAAAUAAAAACAGCAACGUGUUCUGUA
Cyprinus carpio (common carp) is the source of this 7075-nucleotide messenger RNA. Its product is annotated as transcription factor SOX-5-like. The record is from RefSeq and is a predicted model, not a curated record. Gene Ontology annotation, biological process: regulation of transcription by RNA polymerase II; positive regulation of chondrocyte differentiation; cell fate commitment. Gene Ontology annotation, cellular component: nucleus. NCBI's taxonomy places the organism in Eukaryota, Metazoa, Chordata, Actinopteri, Cypriniformes, Cyprinidae. Gene Ontology annotation, molecular function: DNA-binding transcription factor activity, RNA polymerase II-specific; RNA polymerase II cis-regulatory region sequence-specific DNA binding.